GGUGUACUGUGUACCCAACAUGUAAAUUCAAUAGAAUACGUUUAAAAAAAUAAAUUUUGUCCGGAGACUCCAUCGAUAAUCGUUAUGAAUUACGGGGAUUCCCCACAUAACAAACGUUACCAAGACAUUUUUAAGUUUUGGGCGGCUAGGCUUUUUUUCUGCAUUAUUCAGUUUUGAGAAGCAGUUAUGUUAUUUUCACUGUGUAUCGUUUGUUUAAUUACUGGAUUUUCUAACGGACAAACAUCAGGAACCAAUCCAGCAUUCGAAAACAUUGCUCCUUGUGGAUGCGAUCUGACUUUGAACCAAUAUGAUAACAACUGCUGUUGUGACCCAGACAUUACGAAUGAAGGGAAUAUAUCAAACUGCAUUUCUGGACCUUACGGAGGAAACUUUAUGACUUUUGACGAUAGAAUAUGUCGAUUUAAUCAAUCUUUCACUCCUGAUUGGUUUCCUUUCCUCUGCAUUCAGUUUUUAAACUCUCCUGAUCUGGGGUUGUAUUACUAUCCAUCCAUUGCACCAGGCUCAACAGUGACAGUUUCUUCAGUUCAAUACAAUUACGCCGAAGUAAUAUCGACAAGCGUUUGUGGCCAGAGCACCACACAUACAUAUGGUGUUGCAAUCGGUGCAAAAUCUAGUGGUGUCGAUACUUGUUUGAGACUGCCUCAAAAUUCAAUUUCUGGCAACUGUAUAUCAAGUCCAGUUCGAUAUCUUGUGGAUACAACAGCAUCGUGUGAUACAACAACAUCCGAAAUCCUCUGCUCAGCUGGAACGAAACUUGAUGCAGCUUAUUAUACAUCCUUCAGCAUAGGCAAUAUUGUUGCCAGCGUCUCCUACUUUUGCUCUCGAACAAUCAAUGACCCUCUUUAUGUGAAGACCAACCUUGGCUCAACAAGCACAAAUACUGAAAGUCUUUUUCAGCAAACUUCACUGACAACAGACCCGACUACUUGCAACUAUGCUGCACCAUUAUUUUCGUCUGCUGGCUCUUCUUGUCAAAAUUCGGUGGCAUCAGUCAGCUAUACAAUUACCUGGAACGGAACGAACAUAACUGCUUUUGAUGUUGCGGUUACUUUGGUAAAUGUUAGCUUGACUACUACGGAUUUAGUAUCUUCUGGAUCUGGACCGAAUUUCGUACUGGCUCAGAAAUUCACUACAACAUUUGUUCCAUCGACUUCAACGAAUGCUGUUGCACAAUCCGGAGAUCCCGGUUACGAAUACGGACUUCCAAUUAUCAGCGCGGAAGACACAGGAGCAACUGAAGUCAAUAGGACGACGCAAUUGAGCGUUUGGAGUCCAACGUCUUCUGGUCGUUGUGCUGAUGCUUCUCUCACCCAACCACUGUUCGGAUAUGAUUCUGUAUCUGGAUGUACGCUUGUAUUCAGCUAUCAAAACUGUACUCAACUUCGUGCAUUGGUUGAAGCUGAGCAGCUCAAAUUAUUAUCAGCAAAUCGGGUAUCUCGAUUUGGAAAUCCGAGUAACACCGCAUCAUCUGUGGAUUGGAUCGCAGUUAUAAAUAAUAUCACCGAUUUCGUUGAAGAGAAUGUCACUGCAGGGCAAUGCCAAGGAAUCCCGAGUCACGUGGUAUUAGAAAUUUUAUGGGCUAAAACAGGAGAAGGAAAUAAUGUUGAUAUACGAGAAAUUGUUGGUGCAAGAGUAGACUUGGUUCGUGAAACGUGGGAAAUUCGUUGCGUAGAAGGCGAAACAAAUUGUGAGUUUUACACAUAUUCAAUAUAUAGCACUGUCACAUUCACAGAAGUUCCACCGCAGGCUACAACUCCACUGACUCUGUACGAGAUCAACAGAAAUGACACUUGCAAACGAGAUGCGACAUGUUGGCCUGAAUUACUUCUACCCAUUCAACCUGAAUUUUUCUAUCUGUAUGAUCUCACAACGGCAGACACUUUGAGAUCAUAUAACUAUGGUUGGGCUUUACUUGUGACAUUCUUUUCAGUUGCUGCAGCGGUAGUACCAGCUCAUUGGAGUUCUGUCGGUCGAUAUUUGAAGCAAGUUUUACCACUGUGAAUCAAGAAUUUCAUAUAGUUAUUGUGGUACAUGGUGUAAACACAUGCUGCAAGCCUCGAUUGGAUAGGGUGCAAGUCUUAAAAUCAUUCCACUGUUUUUUUUUGUAUAUUUUUUUCUAUAUUGAUAGCUUUUGUACCUACCAGUUAUUCAUGAAAUAUCUCUUAUUUUUAUAAGCAAAAAGCGAUAUCAUCACAUGGAACUUGGCUAAAUGAAAACAGCAGCCCAUCGUUAGACAUAACCAUAUGUUUAGUUUUGAAUAUAUAUC
Molecule: messenger RNA, 2287 nt
Organism: Styela clava
Lineage: Eukaryota; Metazoa; Chordata; Ascidiacea; Stolidobranchia; Styelidae
Source: RefSeq, a predicted model, not a curated record